Messenger RNA from Sabethes cyaneus, 4083 nucleotides. Its product is annotated as protein artichoke. The transcript has 4 exons. The record is from RefSeq and is a predicted model, not a curated record. The coding region runs from base 1 to 4083 and encodes 1360 amino acids. Gene Ontology annotation, molecular function: protein binding. Gene Ontology annotation, cellular component: extracellular matrix. Lineage: Eukaryota; Metazoa; Arthropoda; Insecta; Diptera; Culicidae.
AUGUCCGCGAGAUGGCUGCUACUAUUCCUGACGACGGCCGCAGCAAUAGCCGCCUACGUACAUGCCUGGCGCCCGUGCCCCGAGCUGGAUGCUGCGCUGAAGCUGCCAUGCCGAUGUAACAUCGAAGCAGUUGGCAACAACAGCCAGUACGGAUUCAUCGCCGUCGAUUGUGAGCGAACAGCACUGACGAGUGGUAUUCCGGCCGGCUUGCCGAUCAUCGCCUUCUCUCAUCGAAGCAGCGGACUUAGCUCGAUUCUGGAUCUAUCACAACUGAGUGCUUCAAUUAGAAGGUUAGAUUUCUCGGACAAUGGAAUCCGAACGCUUCCGGAGAAGGUCUUCUCCACGAUUGGGGAGUAUGUUACGGAGCUGCGACUGUCCAACAAUCUACUCGGCGAUAACUUGAAUCCCAUCUUCUCUACCACCGAACUGCAAACGCUGAAAAACCUGAAAAUUCUUGAUCUGUCCCACAAUCAAUUGAUGGCGUUGGACGAGGGAAUUUUCGUCGGAUGUCGAAGACUACAGGAAAUUUUACUGGACGGGAACAAGUUGUCCACCGUUCCGGCGUCUUCGUUCAAGGAUCUACCAGCGCUGAGGCUCAUCUCCCUGAAAAGCAACUUGAUCGAGAAUGUUUCCUCGGAAUCCUUUACCCUCGCUAACAAACUCGAACGAAUCGAUUUGCGCUACAAUCGAAUCCACAGCCUAAAACCGAACGCCUUCGCCAAUUUGCAAGCUAUGAAGGAGCUGCUGCUGGCAGGAAAUUUGAUCAGUACUGUAGACGAGCGCGCUUUUAUGGGUGCAGAUUCAAUUCAGAAACUGGAUCUGUCCGACAAUUUAAUCAGCGAAUUUCCAACUUCUGCUCUCAACUCAAUCGAAUCGCUCAAGGUGUUGAAUCUUUCGUUGAACAACAUCGACAAGUUGGAAUAUAAACAUUUGCAACAGCUGAAGAACCUACAGAUACUGGAUAUCAGUAGAAACGUGAUCGCAUCGGUGCUACCGGGAACGUUCCGCGAGCAAGCGCUGCUCAAAUAUCUUGAUCUCAGUCUCAAUUCACUGCGAACGAUCGAGGAUGAUGCUUUCGAAGGAUUGGAUAACCUCCAAACGCUGAUAUUGCGGGACAACAACAUUUUUCUCAUACCUGGUAGUGCCCUUGGUAGACUACCUCGGCUCUCAAAUUUGUACUUGGACUUCAAUCGGGUAGCGGCGCUUUCGUCCAGCAUUCUGAAAUCCAUCCAACCGGAAAAUAUCAGAUAUCUUUCCCUCUCACGAAACGUAAUCCGCGAGCUUCCGCCGAACAGUUUUACGUCGUUUAAAAAAUUAAUUUAUCUCGAUAUUUCUGGCAACAGUUUGGGUUUAAUCAGUGAAGAUACCUUUGCAGGACUGGAUAACACGCUACUGGAAAUCAAAAUGUCGUACAAUAAGAUCUCAUCCUUCCGAAAGAUUGUUCUCCCGAAGCUGCGCCGGUUAGAUAUCAGUUCGAACAGCAUUGACGACCUCUCCGUCGAUGCAUUCCAUGGAUUGGGCAACCUCCUCUACCUGAACAUGAGCACAAACGAGCACAUCGCGCAAAUUACCAGAACCAUGAUAUAUCCUCUAAACAAACUCCAGGUGAUCGACAUCAGCAAUUGCGGAUUGAAAUCCCUACAGUCCGACCUUUUCCAUAACAAUACCGAACUUAGAAUCAUACUCCUAAGUCACAACCACCUGAAGGUGGUAGAAGAGAACACUUUCAUGACCCUGAACAACCUGUUCAGCGUUGAUUUGUCCAAUAAUGAAAUCGUAACCGUUCGACCUCGUACAUUCAUCAACACAAUCAAUCUACGUACACUGAAUUUGCACGGCAACAAGCUGAAGGAAUUCAAAGCUGACCACUUCACCAGCGAAACUGCCAUGGAAGUGCUCGAUCUUUCCGACAACGAAAUCAAUGUUUUUGCACCGAACACAUUCAAAAUUCAUCCUCGCCUGCGCCGAAUAAUUCUGGCUGGCAAUCGAAUUCAACGAUUCGCCCCCGAUUUGAUAAGCUCGCUCGAUUUCCUAGAAGUGGUUGACCUAAGUCGAAACCAGCUGACCAUCAUCGAUCAGCUGGAUUUCGCUCGGAUGCCCAAUUUGCGCGAGUUGUAUUUCGCAAGCAACCAGCUGGAGCAGCUAAACGAUAUGGCGUUCCACAAUUCGACGCAGCUGCAAAUAAUUGAUCUGAGUCAGAAUAAACUGGAAAGGCUUACGGAACGAGCGUUCGACGGAAUGAUGCGACUAGAACGGCUGGACUUGAGCCAUAACUCGCUGCAGGAACUACCGGAGGGAGUUUUCGACAAAAGUCGCAUCCAGAAGGUGGAACAUCUAAUUCUAGCUAACAACAGCUUUCGGUUAAUUCCGUUCAAUGCAUUGAAGGAUCAGUCAGAUAGCAUCUACACGUUGGACAUGAGUUAUAAUCGGUUGAAAGAUAUCCCGUCGUCGAAUACUUAUAUGGUGAUGGUCAAUAUCAAGCACAUUGAUUUUUCAUUCAAUCCUUUAUCUGAACAAGCAAUCAAAUUGUUACUGGAACAACCAAAGACUGCCCGGAAGCUAAAUCUGGCCCACACCGGAAUUGAACGUCUACCAAUCCUAGAGACCCCAUAUCUGCAAGUGUUGAACCUUUCGAUGAACAACAUCACCAUAGUGAAUGAUCGCGUGUUCGACAAAACAACCCUUCUGGAAAUACUUGAUCUUUCGUCGAACAGAAUAGAGAACAUCGAUCCCAUGAAGCAGGUGUGGCCCAAGUUGGGUUUACUAAACUACUUGGAUCUUUCGCUAAAUCCAAUCCGAACGAUCAUGGCACAUGCAUUCGACGCACUUACGGCACUUCAAAUUCUCAAGAUCAGAGAUCUGCCGGAAAUAUCACGUCUCGAAAAGAAUGCUUUUAAACCGUUGAGCAGUCUAGCAACGUUGGAAGCGUUCAAUUUUGCUAAACUGGGCUACAUAGAUGUGCAAGGCAUCCUACAGGAGCUUCCUUCACUCGCGUCGAUUGAUAUAGAGGUGAAGGAUUCAGUGUUAGAAUCCGAUCAACUCCAGGUCAUAGACCAUCCGAAGUUGAACCAUCUCGGAUUGUAUGGCCACAUGUUGCAAAGCAUAUCCUCCGGAAGUUUCGCCGGAUUGCGAAACAAAAUGCUUAGCGUAAAUCUCCGUAAUACUUCUUUGACGUCGCUACCACCGGCCUUGUUGCUGCCGCUGCCGAGAUCGUCGCAUAUCGAUCUAGACAUAUCCGGUUCGAAAAUCACAACUCUUACUCAACCCUUUCUAAGUUCUAUGGACGAUCGAAAGAACAGUCUAUCAAUCGCAGGAUUGAGCGCUAAUCCAGUCCAAUGUGACUGCCAAGCGAGAGCGUUCCGCAGAUGGAUAAUAGCAGCCAAAGUGCCGGAUGUACGGUGUUCCGCACCGGAAAAUGUACAGGGACGUUUGCUGGUAGAAGUUGGCGACAACGAGCUAGUCUGCGAUCAGAAGAAACCAACCACGACGACGACGACUCGUACUUCCACGAUCACCUUCACGAAUUACACAUCGAUUUACACGCAAGUCAUUACGAAAGCUACCCCAACCACCGAGCAGGAUAUCAUCUGGAGUGUUGCACCAACGACAAAGGCAAAAGCCAAAACCAAAAUGCCACCGCGAACGCAAAUGCCAAUCACCAACGAUGACACGCUGAUCAUCGGAAUCGUGGUUGCGGUGAUAGUGUUUAUUUUCUUGGUAAUUCUCAUCACCUGUAUAUGCCGAGUUCGGUGGAGUAGUGACACCUACCGUGGACCACCGAUUGGGUUAUCAACCAUGCAUCCGAAUGGAAUGCAGGUGAACUACAAAACCAGUAAAGGUACCCCCAUCUAUCCGAUGGUUGCCCCCUACGGUCAAAACUAUGCCACGCUGCCCUACAAGCAGAGCUCGUCGCCGGACGCCCAACCGCGACCCAAUUACUCCACGAUCGGCCGAAUUCCUUACCAGUACCAAAAUCAGCACGUGAUGGCUCCUGGUUCCCAUCACUCAGCAGCAUCCCUCCAUUCAGUUCACUCUGGCCAGAAUCCCUACAUGGCUUAUCAGGAUGAUAAAGCUUACCGAUAG